UUGCCAGUCCACACUAUCCUGGCGAUCAGACCGCUCGCCAAAAACCGGUACGAUGGUGCACGGUGCAGCCCUAGUGUAGAGGCCCGCGCAGAUAAAUUAAAAACAAACUGUCUCUUUUUCAAACCAGAAUGGCGAGGAUAGUUUGAUAAGUUUUUGCAGUUGCGUGAUUCUUGAAGAGAAUUUGUGUUUUUUGUGCUGAUGACGUUGGAUCAGCUGUCCCCAAAAUGAAACCCCGCAACAUGAAAAAACACAGUGCGAGUGCAAGGACGAUAAUAAUAUUGUGACAGUUCAAUUCGUACAUUGAAUCAUGACAGCCGAGCCCAGUUCCUACGAAAUGGAGAUCAGAACUGAGGAUAAAGAAAAGCCCAAACCGGCCUCGGGAAAGAUCUUUUAUAACCCGGAGGAGACGGAUGAAACCAGCGUGUUUGAUAGUUCGAUGGUGGAGUCACCGAUGCUUGGGGCUGGAUUUAGAGGCAGCGGGUUCCUCAGGCCGCCGUUGACGUUGCAUGUUUCGAACAGUCUACAUAGGAUCCCGACGUACAGCAGCUCUAUUGGACAGAGUACUAUUUAUCGACAGGAUACGUGCAGGAGCCGGUCACACAGGCACGGAGCCACGCGGAGGACGAGGCGGCGAGCCAUUCUCAAAAAUGGAGAGUGUAAUAUCCUCAAGUCAAAGAUCUCGCAACGGCGGCUGCGAUUCCUACAAGAUAUGUUCACCACCUUAGUGGACGCACAAUGGCGAUGGACUCUGCUCGUUUUCACACUAUCCUUCAUCCUCUCCUGGCUUGGAUUCGCAUUGAUCUGGUGGCUAAUUGCAUUCACACACGGAGACUUAGAAGAAAACCACCUCCCAACCAACCAAGAAAGCUCAGACUGGAAACCGUGUGUGUUCAACAUUUAUGAUUUUACAUCGUGCUUCCUAUUCAGUAUUGAAACCCAACAUACUAUUGGCUACGGAUCUCGUACGACCACCGAAGAGUGUCCGGAAGCGAUAUUUAUUAUGUGCCUUCAAAGUAUUGUGGGUGUUAUGAUCCAAGCUUUCAUGGUCGGUAUUGUGUUUGCUAAAAUGACGCGACCGAAGCACAGGACACAGACUCUUCUGUUCUCGAAAUACGCGGUCGUUUGUCAGAGAGAUGGUGAAUUAUGUUUAAUGUUCAGAGUGGGUGAUCUCAGGAAGUCGCACAUUAUUGGUGCGAGUGUGAGAGCGCAACUUAUUCGCUCAAGAACCACCAAGGAGGGAGAGGUGUUGUCUCAUUAUCAAACAGAAUUAGAAUUGAACGCAGACGGAUGCGACAGUAAUCUGUUCUUCAUCUGGCCGAUCACUAUGGUGCACCGAAUAAAUGCCGAGAGUCCGUUUUACGGUGUGUCUGCAGCGGAUGUGUUACAGGAGAGAUUCGAAAUAGUAGUUAUUUUAGAAGGUACGAUUGAAUCGACAGGGCAGACGACGCAAGCUCGUUCUAGUUACACGACCAGUGAAAUCAUGUGGGGGCACAGGUUUGCGCCGCUAGUGACGUACAACCGCGAGCGCCAGGGCUACGAGGUGGACUACUCGAAGUUCGAGGAGACGAUGCAGGUGGAUACUCCGCUUUGCUCCGCCAAAGAGCUGGACGAGUUCUACGGCAGCCAGACUGAUCGCCGAUCUAUCGGCUAUAGCUCUCCCCUCCCUGAUGAGACAAUAUACCGAACUUCCCUCGAGUCACCUCCCCUCGGCAUCGCCGACCGGCUGGUAGCCGAAGCCAUCAGAAGGUCCAGCCUUACCCACCGGCCCUCGAUCGUUAAGUACCCACCAGACUUCUUCAAUGGAUCCGCUGAACCGUCUUCGUCGUCCAGUGAAGACGAGAAGGACAAGAAGAAACGACAGUCGAAGAGGCCUAGUAAUUCUUGAUCAAGUUGUGGCUAGAUAUUUUGUCAUCAGAUGGCGCUAAUGUUAAAGGAAAAUGUUAGAUGGCUUUUAAAUUGAUAAAAAACAUACGUUAAGGGAAAAUUUAGGAGAUAAAUUGUAUAGCAAUUUUAUAUUUUUUAAGUGGCGCCACCUGUUGUUGAGUAGCAAAAGUACGUAAUAUAUGCUUCGCUAUUGUUUGUGACUCAGCGCCAUCUGUUGUCGACUGGCUAAAUAAUCUAAACUUAAGAUUGUUACAUACAGAUGUAGUGCAUAUAAUUAUUUUCCAUCGUAUUUUCACGGAAACGUGCAAACGUGUCUUGCUAUUUCAGUCAGUCUCGGUACAAACAGUACAGAGAUUGACUGGCAUAACAUGACAAAUAGGUACGAACGUUUCCGAGGAAAUACGAUGGAAAACUAUUAAUUUACACUACAUCUCUACUACCGUGAAGCCGUGAACCGUCCCCGGGGUAAAAUUAAAUGAGUACUUUUAUUCCUAAAAAAAUUAUCUUAGAAAAAAUAGACAUACAUAACGGACAAUUCGAAGAUUAAUUCUUGGCUUGAUGAUUUACUAUUAUUUAAUUAUUACCUACUUCAUUCAUUGUUUUUCUUAUUGAAUGAAGAAAAGUCAUAGUUUUACUAUUAGAGCCAAGUAUUACUCGAGAAAGUGCACCAAAAGGUGCAAGUAAUAUUUAUUUAAGCACAAAUUCUAAGCUUUAAAAAAGUACCCCAUGCCAAAUACUAUUUGUGGGUUAGGAAAUAGUCCGUCCAUGCUAACUCUGCACCGACAACGACUGAGUGUGAAAGUACCACUGUAAACGUUCUACUUUUAUAGGAAUUUGACGUUUAUGGUGGCAUUUCUUCAUUUUGUCGCUUGCCAAAUCAGUGCAGAGUUAGCUUAAUCCGACUAUUAAGAGUCACGCGUAGUCUCCGCCGCCAAAUAUCCACUCACAUAAAAUGGAAGUUACGCUCUCAUUUACAAAAUAAGAAUAAGAAUUCGUUUAUUGUUUACCGUGUCAAACAAGAUGUUAAAAUAAUACAUAGUCACAACGGCUACCCUCACAAUAUAUCGUAAUUCGAUUGUAUGGCGGCGGCUGGAUUCGUCUGAUCUAAUCUUAGAGCAUUUAGUUACUGGAGACGCCUUGGCUGUCAUUUUCUGUACAAAACAGUCUGCCGAUUUUUGCGGGGGAGGGGCACGUCAAAUGUACGCGAGUAUGGCUAUUUGUACAUGAUUUGUACGUAAUGUACAAAUAGCCAUGUCAGAUAAACGUCAGUCCAUACAAAAGUUUGCACAAUUGUGCAAGGUUUUCGGCAGAGGGGUAAGCUCUUAAAGGCGUCUCUGUUUAUUAAAUGAUCUAAGGAUCUAAUCUAAUCUCGUGGCGCCUAAGGUACGACUUUCCGUACGUUUCUUGACUCGGUGGUGAAAGGGACAAAUACUUGGCAAAUAUUGAGGAUGUAAAUAAAAGACGAGUGUAUUUCAUUAUUGUAUAUAAUACCUUUCUAUUCUGAUAAACACUAGGUAUCAGGUUAGGUAAGGCAAUACAAAUUCAAGCGUAUAGAUACAGCGCCCGCGCUGUGGAGGCCCCUGUGUCUCAUAGACAAUAGAAUAAUACUUUUUAAACUAACCUAACCUUCCAAUUGUGACUACAAUUUAGGCAACAUUAUAUGUAUGCGCUUUAUAUUAAAUUUAUAGAUAUUUUUGGUAUCGUAGAUACGAUUAUUAUUAAGCAGUAUUAUUAUUCUAUCGCCUUAACAACAGUCCAUAUAAAAAUAUAAUAGUGAUAUAUUAUUGAUAAAUAGAUAUAUUUAUAACUAGGUACAAAGGCUAUAAUCAGGUUGGGCAACGGUUCUAUAAGUAGCCCCUACUUUCUACCUGUAAUUUUAGGGCUGAUCCACUUGUCCCAUGCAGGGCACUUGCUCCACCUAAUCAUAGCAUUUCUAACACUUAUGUUGUAUAAAUAUUAUAAAAAAUUGUCCCAAUGGCAAUACAAAAGCUGUAUAUUUCACUAGCAAAUAUAUAACAGACGCGUACUUUGUACGAAAAUACCGAUUAAUGAUUAGUUUUUAUCACACUUCAUGUGGAAUACCAAUCUUAGUUACGUAAAACCACACAGUAGUAAUAAAUUAAUAAAGAGUGUCACCUUCUCGAAAUAUAAAACUAGGUAUUUUUUAAAUCCUUAGAUGGCGCUGUCACUCAUGACUUAUAAUCGGCGAAUCAAGUAUAGUUCAUUAAAUUUUUACACGAAAAAUAACUCCUCGUCUCGUCGUAUCAUCGUUAUUAAUCAUAUGUGAACGUGCCAUAAUAAAGUUUAACUACGAAAAUUGGCGAUUAACACUGUUUAUUAAUUUACCAUUCCCAGGUAAACAUUACAACGUAAAAUGUCUCAUAUCUACAUAAUGCUAAUACACUGAAUAAUCCAUUAUUUUCUCACAAAUGUUUACUUAAUUUACAUUUAAGAUACAUCUAGUGAAUACGACUGCUUGUAUCUAUCUAUGAAUUUUAUUCAAUCUUAAAAUUGCCAAUAAAUAACUGUACUGAAUUUGACUUUAAAAAGAUAAUUAAUACAUAAAGGAAAAUAAUAAAAGUAAGUAAACUUAUAUAUCUAACAUUAAAUACGAUGUUUUAUUUCACUGUGUUAUGAAUAAACAGGGGCCAUUGAUUUGUGCUAA
Messenger RNA from Cydia splendana, 4549 nucleotides. RefSeq names its product G protein-activated inward rectifier potassium channel 3-like. Gene Ontology annotation, molecular function: inward rectifier potassium channel activity. NCBI's taxonomy places the organism in Eukaryota, Metazoa, Arthropoda, Insecta, Lepidoptera, Tortricidae. Gene Ontology annotation, cellular component: plasma membrane. Bases 308 to 1885 code for a protein of 525 amino acids. Gene Ontology annotation, biological process: potassium ion import across plasma membrane; regulation of monoatomic ion transmembrane transport. The record is from RefSeq and is a predicted model, not a curated record. The transcript has 5 exons.